This is a messenger RNA of Actinia tenebrosa (Australian red waratah sea anemone), 1158 nucleotides long. RefSeq names its product RYamide receptor-like. Lineage: Eukaryota; Metazoa; Cnidaria; Anthozoa; Actiniaria; Actiniidae. Gene Ontology annotation, cellular component: plasma membrane. Gene Ontology annotation, biological process: G protein-coupled receptor signaling pathway. The record is from RefSeq and is a predicted model, not a curated record. Gene Ontology annotation, molecular function: G protein-coupled receptor activity.
UUUAUCAAGACCGUUCUAAAACACACCCACAUAAACGGAAAAGUUUGCUUCGCCAUGCAACAUACUAACUCCUUCCAAUGGAACACGACUUCAUUAAAGAACAACACGAUGCAGCCUCAAAGCGGUCCUACCCUUUUGGAAUGGAAUAUUCGAGUCAGUAUUGAUGUUUUGAUAUCGAUAACCUCGUUCGUUGGGAACUCACUCGUUCUCUUCGUGAUUUACACCCGGAAAAAAUAUCAGAGGACUCCGUUUGAAAUAUUGGUAGCGAAUCUCAGCAUUACUGAUCUUUUGUCGAUCUCUAUUUAUUUGACAUUUAGUUACUUCUUGAAGACCACUUCGAAUUUCACCUGCAAGUUUGGCACAUCUUUCUACACAUGUCUUCUAAUGCUAAGUAUGUAUCUGAUGACGGCCAUCGCCAUGUUUCGAUGUAGGUCUAUUCUCUAUCCAUUCAAGCGAAGACCAUCAAUUAAGUUUACUUACUGUGUGACUGCAGGACUGUGGAUCUUCGCCAAUGCCUUUAUAUCACCCGUCUAUGUAGUUACCAUAUGGGACAGGAAUACAGGAUCCUGCAUUGAAAUCUGGCCAUCUCAGAUCUAUAAUAGAGUAUAUACUAUAAGUCUGUUCGUGGUGCAGUAUGUCAUUCCAUUAACUAUAAUAACAGCUUCGUACAUCAAGAUUGUUUCAUACCUCAAACAACACAAACCUCCUCAGAUUGACUGCAACAAAAACCACUCCCUGAUGUUGAAGCGACGAAGAGAUAUCGAAGUGAUCAAGACUUCGGCAACUAUUGUCACACUGUACACAGUUCUGACUCUACCCGGUCAAAUAGCGUGGAUAAGUGGAGUAGUUUUUCAAAAUUACGAGAUCUCCAUGUUAAUUCUUAAGUUUUCAACUCAUUUACAGUUGCUUCAUAACUGUUGCAAUCCGUUCGUUUAUGGCACAAUUUCGCGCGAAUUUCGUUCGCAACUCACUAAAGCUGCAUGUGAUAUUAUAAACUGGAUUUUUAGGAGAAAUUCAGUUCGGACUGUGGCAGUGCACAGAGAACAAGGAUACAUGAAUAAGUCUUUAGAAGAGUUGGAGAUAAACGAUGUGAUUUUAACAAGCGUGCAAAGCAAGCGUUCAAAGCAAGACGAUAACCCAACUCAUAAAGCAAAUUAG